UUGGUACGUCAUACUUUCCCAGUAUCAUGGCGAACGUUGAACAGUACUUGCUGGAUGAGGGUUAUGAGAAAUUCAAAGAAGCGUACAGGCUUAGUGAUAUUGAGUCUAAGAAUGACCCUGAAGAAGAGCCUUACAGAUCAAAGUAUAAGUCCAGAGAAAUAUUGAAGCAACUGCAUGAAAAGAUAUCCGACUUACGUGAUGAAAAUGAAUCUAAGGAUGACUUAGAGAAAACCAAAAUCCGACUUGGUCUUCUUGAGUAUCUGAUUGGUGUCAAUUACCUGGAUACUGAAGAAAUGUCAUCUGGAGAAGAGCACAUUAAGAAAUGCAUGGAUCUCCUGGAGAGCCACAAACUGGACAUUAAAGCAUGUAACCUAGUACAGAAUGCCUACAACCAGUUGGGUAUCUUAUGGACAACUCGCCGGCAACCAGACACAGCACUGUCAUACCUCCAGAGAUCAGAGGAUUUAUACAAACAGUUUAAGCAAGAGGUUGGAAAUGCCCCAUGGAAACUAAGUGAAUUGUUUCAGCCUGAGAGAACCAAGGAUGUUGAAAAGCUUGACAAGGAGAGAGAGGCAAACUUUGAAAGUACCUACACUCACACCUUGUACUAUUUGGCUCAAGUAUAUGCCAAGGUCGACCAGACAGAGAAGGCUGCUGUAUAUUGUCAUGACACACUGCGUCGCCAACUGGACACUGACCAGUUUGACCCCUUAGAUUGGAUGCUGAAUGCUGCAACUUUGUCCCAAUACUACAUCACACAAGGGGAAUUCCGCUAUGCUCGACACUGUCUAGCUAGUGCAAACUUUAUGUUAAGUGAAGUGAUGUCAACUCCUCCUGAAGAUGAAGCAGAGAGAGAGAAGGUGGACAAGGCAAAAGCAGACCUGGAAAGAUGCUGGUCUAAGUACUGCCUUGCCCUUAUGGAGCUUUCAAGAGAAAGACUGAUGGAUGAGGUCGGAGACAUGGAUGAAGAGCUUCGCAGGACACGAGUAGAAGAGGAGACAAAAGAGGAGACAGAUGGCAAGAAUGAAAGGGAGGAAAUGAGGGGUAAAAAAGAAGGUAACACUGUAGGGACAGGGGAUCAUAAUCAAGAUCAGGCAGAUGGUGCAACAAAUCUUAAUGGAAACGAUAUUGGAAAUAAGGACAAAACUAAAAUAGAUUUGAAAUUUAACUUAGAAGUAACAAAAUAUGAGGAACUAGUAACAGACCAGUACUUGUUGAUAUUCAGUGAUGCAAGAGAAGUUUUCCUUAAAGCUCAAAGCUGGUUGAAUUCUGCUAAAGAACUCUAUUCUCUAGAUGAUUGGUGUUCUGAUUAUGUGGAGAUCAUCCAGGAUCAGAGCAAGUUGUUCAAGGUGCUGGCUUUCUUUGAACCAGAUUUUGAAAGGCAGUGCAAAAUGCAUAAACGGCGCAUAGAUAUGCUGUCAGACGUACUUAAAGAACUUAACCCGCAGUUUUACCUGCUUGUCUGUCGCCAGCUAAUGUAUGAGCUCGCAGAAACCUACAGCUCAAUGCUGGACCUAAAGCUAGCCAUCAUAGAGGCCAGUGGAGAUCCACCAACCCAGCAUGCUGUCAAAAAAGUGAACCAGUUGAUCAGACAGAGCUUGGAGAAAUACAAUGCUUACAUCGAUUCCCUCAGGGACCCCAAGAAACAGUUGCCAGAUAAAUUUGCUGAAGAUGAUGUGCGCCCAGCCUUGAUUGCCAAGUUUUGUACUGGAAGGCUGUAUUCUAAAUUGAUUGAUCCAGACCCUGUUGAAAGGCUAAGAAAUAUGAGUUCGAGUUUAGAAUGUUACAAAUUUAUAGUUGAUUACUGUAAAAGGAAUCCUGAAGCAGUAGAGAAGGUGAAAAGUGAGCAUGGUCUCUGUGUUGAAAUGGCAACAUUACUGCCUGCAAAGAUGGAACGCUUAAGGGAAUCCACUGCAGAACUAUAAACCUUGAAAUAUCAAUAUACUUUAUCAAAUACAUUUGCACUGGAAUGUUUAUGCUUCUCUGUUGUGACCAAUGCAUACUAUGUGUGAUGUUGUCAUUCCUGUCAAUAAUGAGACAGCCUGAAGACUGAAAAACUACAUGUUGAGGAGAUUGUCAUAAUUGUGUUUCCAUUUGUCCUAUUUUCAGAAGAUAUUGCUGUUUGUAGCAUUUUAAGGAAAGUUGAAAACAAUCAAACAUUGGAACAGUAUCUUUUAUUCAUGAAUGUUAAAAGUUAGAAUCUAGUGAAUAAAUAAAAUCACAAAAACAACA
Molecule: messenger RNA, 2232 nt
Organism: Lingula anatina
Lineage: Eukaryota; Metazoa; Brachiopoda; Lingulata; Lingulida; Lingulidae
Product: KIF-binding protein
Biological process (GO): microtubule cytoskeleton organization; neuron projection maintenance; central nervous system projection neuron axonogenesis
Molecular function (GO): protein binding
Source: RefSeq, a predicted model, not a curated record